This is a messenger RNA of Fomitopsis serialis, 1197 nucleotides long. RefSeq names its product acid protease. Lineage: Eukaryota; Fungi; Basidiomycota; Agaricomycetes; Polyporales; Fomitopsidaceae. The coding region runs from base 1 to 1197 and encodes 398 amino acids. The record is from RefSeq and is a predicted model, not a curated record. The transcript has 8 exons. Gene Ontology annotation, biological process: proteolysis. Gene Ontology annotation, molecular function: aspartic-type endopeptidase activity.
AUGCGACUCCACCAUCUCUCGCGCCCCGACCGCUUUCGAUCCGGCUAUCGACCCUCGUUCUACGCCGCAUACGCACGUGCUGCAAAGCGAUACCGUUUUGAAGCGAGCAAAUAUGGAAGCUUUGCAUAUCGGAAGAAUGUCGUCGUGAAAGUGAGGAGCAUGAACGACAAUUCUACCGACCACGAAGUUCCCGCAGAAGCAAUCCAGAACGGUAUGGGUUCUUCAGGUCCUGAACCUUCUGAAUAUGUCGUGCCUGUCAGCAUCGGCACUCCGGGGAAGACGUUGAUGCUGGAUUUUGACACGGGAUCGUCAGACCUUUGGGUCUGGAGUUCGGAGAUCGCUGGGGCCGGGAAAUACCGAGCGUCGCACCGUCUGUACCACCCUCACCUCUCCGCUACUGCGAAGAAGGUAGAUGGGUCGUGGAAGAUCUCCUACGGCGACGGGUCCUCCGCUUCGGGCGACGUUUGGAUGGACCACAUCAGGGUCGCAGGCGUGCGCAUUCACGGCCAAGCGGUGGAGGUUGCGCAGCGCCUGAGUCGGGCCUUCCUCACAGAUGGAGGGAACGACGGCCUGCUCGGCUUGGCGUUCCCGAAGCUGAAUACAGUGGAGCCGCACCGUGUUGCAACUCCUGUAGAGAACAUGCUCGAGAUGAGGCUGAUAGAUCCUCCCGUUUUCACCUGCAAACUCGGACACGGCUCUGAGCAAAGUUUUUAUUCAUUCGGGUUCAUCGACGAAUCAGUAACCCGUCAUCCAGUCGUGUACCACCACGUCAACUCUUCGCGAGGCUUCUGGGAAGUCGCCUCCACAGCAUACGUGGUGGACAACAGGCCGUACAAGAGUCGGGACAACACGGCGAUCAUUGACACGGGCACCACGCUCUGUCUGGUGCACGACGACGCUGUGGAGAGGAUCUACCACAGAAUCAAUGGUGCGCGGUACAGCAACAGUCGCGGAGGCUGGAUAUACCCCAACCAUGAGCGACUCCCCGAUGUCGAGUUUGCUAUAGGGCAUACAAUGUAUCGCUUGAACGAGGUUGAUUUCCACUAUAGCGAUGCUGGCGAUGGCUUCACGUUCGGCGGCAUCCAAAGCCGUGGAGACCUCCAUUACGAUAUAUUCGGUGAUGUCUUCCUGAAGUCGCUCUACGUCGUCUUCGAUCAGGCCAACCUCAAGAUUGGUGUUGCCCAGAGAGAUGAUUGA